AUGGCAGUGGACGGUCUGUACCUGGUAACAAUUUGUUCGUUCAGUGCAACUAUAAUUGUGGCAACAUCGUUUGAAGCAGAUCCGUUACAGCAAGCAUUUUUGCUCGUUGAUCUGCUGAAGGCAGAGUAUGCAAGAGCGAAAGAGAAUUCCCUGUUGAGGAGCAAACAGUUUUUGCAUUACCCCACUACAAACGCCGACCUUCCUACUUGUCCUAUCAAAAACGAAACGAAAAUUAAACCAUACGUUCCACUUGACGGAAGACGUGCAGCUGACCCUUUAAUAUUCAACAAUUUGACGCCAAACCCGAAGAUACGCCGAAAAACUACAUUACUUAAAAGCAGACGCUUAGAAUACGAUGACGCUUUCGGUCCACACCCUGGUGGAAUUGAUCCUGGUACCCUUACUUCAACCCAAGAAACCAGCAGAGCAGUUACAUCAACUACAUCAACACCAUCCACAGACAUUGAGGUAACAACUACCACGCUCGUAACGAGAGUUUCAACUAUAACAAGCGGAACCUCUUCAACGAAAACGACAUUUGCCUCUACCCACCCCACCAAUCUGGCUUCAAAGCGUGUGAAGUUAUCGAAAAAAAUGCCUCCACUGAAACCUGCUAAAGAUAAAGUGAAACUGCUCCAUAAAAAGCCAACAAGAGAUCCUAUUAUGGAUCAGGUAGCCUCGGAGAUAAUACAUGAAAUGAGAGAUUCUACCCCUACUACCAUCAAAUAUGCAUUCUACUCUCCGCCACUGCUUACUGCCAAGACGGAACGGUAUACUAGAUAUAUAUACGUUGUAAAGGUGUGUCCCCACCGCGGCACGAUACUGAUACGAUCCUGCCAGUGGCGACAUAGCUUUACGAUAUUAGAAAGACCAGUAGGGCGCGCCUGUCCCGCCGCGCAAGAGAGUCAAAACACACUCCCACACCAAUACAAUUCUACACUAACUAUUUGUUGUUGCCUAAGUAAAUGCAAAAUCGCUUCACAUAUCAAAAUGCGACAUAACAACAACGUGGAUAGAGGAACAAUAGUUAAGGUAGCACAGUUGAAUCGCCCAAAACACUUACGGUCGACGCCAUUGCCUCAAGCCACAAGUUGUGGUGGUGGUGACGCCGACGCGAGUGUGAGGGUGCGGAGGACACGCGGGCCCUACUGCCGCGGGGCGCGCACAACGCAAAGAGGGGAGAUGAGGGAGAGAAAGAGGGGUGGGGUAUAG
This is a messenger RNA of Leptosia nina, 1212 nucleotides long. The record is from the annotation of a GenBank genome assembly. NCBI's taxonomy places the organism in Eukaryota, Metazoa, Arthropoda, Insecta, Lepidoptera, Pieridae.